UCUACGAAUUUAAUUUUGUAAAUUCCAAAAAAAUAAUAUAUUUUGCUUUUAAAAUUGCUAAAACAAAACAGUUCACAAAAGCACAAGUGAAAAUGCAUUGAAUUUAAUAAAAUCAAAUAACAAUUGUAAACCGCAAAUAGAUGAAAUUUGCAAAAAAGCCAACGAAAAAAAACUUUCACACUGUACUUGUGUUUUUUUUUUAAUGAGUGAAAGAAGAGUGUAAAAAAAAGAAGCUACUGCAACAACAACUAAAAACAAACGUUGAUACAUAAAAGGCGUUCCAAAUGAGUGACCAAUAUAUGAAAGAAAUAUUGCGUGUGGCGGUGGCACAAAUUUGUCAAACCAUAGGGUAUAAUGCCACACAAACUGCACCUUUGGAGCUGUUACAAGAUGUAUUGGAUAAAUUUCUUAGAGAAUUUACUAGAGACUUAAGGCGCCAGGUGGAACAUUAUAAUCGUACCGACGCAAAUUUAAAUGAUGUGACCUUGACCUUGAGUAGCAUCAAUGUUAAUUUAAAUGAACUAUUGGAUUAUGUGAACAAUGUGGAGCCAGUACCAUUUGCCUUGGAAGUGCCAAAAUUUCCAGCACGCAAAGAUUCUUCUUUGAAUUUCUUAAAACCGGGAAGUAAAGAAGUGCUGACUAGACCAGUGCAUGUGUUUGAUCAUUUGCCGCCUAUGUUGCCACCGGAAAUAACACAACAACCAGAACCAGCGUUGGCCAGCAUUUCAAAUAAUUUAACAGACACGAAAUCAUUUCAAGACAAUUUAUCAACUAAUGGCCAGGGAGAUCAUAAUAAUGAUGGCGGAAAUUCAUCUUUAAAUCCUAGUACAGUUUUAGAUAAAACUACUUUGCAAUCAUUGUUCAAGCCCUCAACAAACUUUGAAGACGGCGAAAGACCUACUAGGGAAGUUAGUAGUGUGGUUAUGACCACAGGUGGUUAUAUAUCACCAGCCGUAGAGGGUAAAAUGCCGGAAGCCAUGGUACCCGAUAUAAUAGACAAGCUGUUGGGUUUGGAUGCUCCACCACCACCACCGCCGCCUCCCCCUCCUCCUCAAUCCAGACCAGCGUCACGCUCUGCUAACACUACACCCGGACCAGGUGCUAGCGAAAACUCAACAUCGGUUGUGGAAAAAUCUGUACCAGAACGUGAUGUUAUGCCCUCCACUAGUAAGGAGUCUAAAAAACAAGCCUUGGCCCGCAGCCUUGAACCCCAGCCGAUAUCAAGUCAAAGAAGGGAACUAGUUCGUGAUUUACCGGCUAAAAAGAAUAAAUUAUUUAACCUUUCACGAUCCACAUAUCCGCACGAUCUUCACAUGCAGCCGGUGGGCAAUUUCAAUAAAAAAUCAUUUAUGAUGCAUCAAAAUGCAGCCGGUAUGCAGACCCCCCAAACCAAUUAUGCCAAUAUGUUGUUGAAAAAGGCCAAAAAACAAAAGGUGCCCAUUAUGCCGGGUCAACCGCUAAACGAGAAACACAAUAAACCGCCCAUGAACGAUAAAAUGGGAAAAAUGGAUAAUGCCGACAAAGCCCAUAAAAAAUACAUGAAAAUGUUGCAAAAAAUGGCCAAACAAGGCAAAAUACCACCCGAGUUGUUAAGCAAUAUAAUGGGGCCGGAUAAAAAAUCGAAAAUGAUUAAUCCCGGCAUAGUGGCCAGCAUGCCACCGGGACCCGAAAAACUACAGCUGGAGAAAUUGCUGCGCAAACAGGCCAAGCAAAGGCAGAAAAUGCACAAGCAACAAAUGAUGUUGGAUGUGCAAAAGCAAUCGAAAAAACCACAACAACAGCCGCCGCCACUGGUACCCAUUUUCCCACCGCGCAUGACUGAACCGCUAAGUAAACCCUUGCAGCUGGAUUUGGAAGAGCAAAAGCUUAAAAUGGAUACCAAGGAUAUGUUGAAUAUAUCGCCUGUAAAAUCAGCUUUUGCAUCAAAUAUGGUGGCACCCACUGGCAACACACAAGCCAACCACUUGCCAGAAGCUUUGUUAGCUAAAACUCAUAAAAUCCCGGUUAUAAACGAAACUCCCCCAGUAGAUAUUAUGGCUGUAACGCCUAAACCUUUAUUAACACCAGAUGGCAAAGAACAUAAGCUAUCCAACGAGCCUGAUCGCUCCAAACUAAAUAUAUUCAAAAAGAUUUCCAAACAAAAGACACCGAAAUCCUCCUCGCCCACACCCUUGCGUGUGCCCGGCAUUAGCGAACCGCCUAUUAUAAAUUUGCCCUCGGGUACAACUAUAACACCAGCCCCCGGUCCCUCAAACUCCUCAAAUGCACCUUCCAAUUUGCCAGCUGUAUCACCUGUUGGCAGAAAUCUGUUUCCACCUUUAAACGAAAAUCCCGCGACUGGAGUUAACAGCAACAUUAUCAAUGUCGACGAUAUUAAAGACAAACCCCAUGUUGCAGCCAAUAUAAAUCCCAACCAACCCACCGACUUAAGCAUGCUCAAUCGUGUGUUUGGCGAAAAACCCCCCGAGGUGGAAUUGGUUAAUAAACCCAAGAAGAGAGGACGCAAACCGGGCAGCAAAAAUUCUCCCAAAAUACCCGGAGUAUUUCCCAAUAAUAUGCUAAAGAAAAACAGUAAAAAGAUGAAAUUGGAUAAUAGCCAGCUAUUUGUACCACAAAUGCCACCCCAGCUGCCAACAGACUUUGGUGCCGCCGGCAUGGGUAAUUUGUCUUUUGAUAAUAUGGCUCAAUUGUUUGGCAAUUCCAUGAAUCCCAUAGAAUGGGCUCAAAAUAAACACUUGCAGCAACAAAUGAUGAUAAUGGCUGGUGCCAAAGAACGCAAAGAACACAAGAAAAAGAACAAAAUGCUCAAGCAGGAUCUCUUAAAUAAUGACAACAAUAUGGCUACGCUAAAUAUGACAAAUCCAGCCUUGGGUGUACCCACCAAUGAAGAGGUGCAGUCGAUUAAUAAGAAACUUAUGCGUAUGGAUACAAUACUUAAAGCGGCUCCCACCAACACACACUCCUCCGACUUGAAUGUGGACACUAGUUUGAUAACAGGCAAAAAAUUACCAUCCCCGGCAAUGUUUCCCUCCUCUACGUCGCCUUUGAAAUCACCAGGCAAUUCGAAACGUUUGCUGACCGGCGCUGAGGCGGCCAUGGCCAGCAGUUUGGUGCAACCGUUUAUGUUGCCCAAUCGUCCGGCCUUCCCCAAUUUACCCAGCAACAUGUUAUCCAUGCUACAAUUUCCAUUUCCCACCCGUCCGGGUUUGAUUCCAACACCGGGUCUUUUUCCCACACCCGGUUUGGGAGCAUUUCCCAAUAAUCCUAAAAAUCCUUUAUUGCCUGGACUCUUUCCUUUUCCAAAUCUUAAGCAGACAAUGCCAGAUAAUGUGGCUAUGAAUCAAGAAUCUGAAGAUUUGACAACCGAUAAAAAGAAAUCGGACACGAAUUUACAGCCUGCUGAACGCAGCUACUGCAAUGUAGCCCCCUUGGUACCCGAUUUCCUCACAAAACUAAAUGAACAACACAUGAACUCUAGCAGCGGCAGCAGCAGCAAGCAUCUUCACGAGCCUCCGCAUGCCCAUGAACCAGAUUUACCAAAAACGCCCAAACCGCGCAAUUCACAUUCGAACACCUUGACACAUGACAAUUUGCUCAAGAAAAUGGUAGACGCCCAUACGCCCGAAAGUGCGGCCAGCAGCAUAAGUGGCAAAUCAAUACCCUCAACACCGGGAGGCAUGUCACUCAACACCUUUGAGCAGCUAAUGAAAAAGAAUGAAAGUCCCAUGGAUUUAAUGACACUUAAUAAACAAACGAAAUCUCUGUCGGGCUCCCAGGAAUCCGGUUUGGACUUUUCCAUGCAUAAGAAAUCAAAUCAUAAUCCGGCUGUAGGACCGGUGGGUGGUUUAAGCAUUAAAACACCCAUCACAUUGAAUAAUGAACCUAUAGAAGUGUCCGAUGAUUCAGAUGAAACAAAUCAACCACCAGUCCCGCCUCCAACAAAAACUCAACCGCCUGCUCCUCCCUUAGCAACUAAUCUAGCCAGUCAGCAUUCACACCACAGUAGCUUUAAUAUGGAUGAUAUAUUUGUGGCCAAUACCAGCAGCACUCACUUGCCACCCAAAACCAUAGAAACUGACAUGUCUACUAAAGAACUUAAAAAGCUUAAGAAACAAGUGAAAAAAUCUUCAUCCAGUAUUAAUGCCUCUCUAAUGAGUGCGGAUAAAACUGAAGGUCUAAACACUGGACCGUCAGCCUCUGGGGGAGUGGGUAAAUUAGCGGGUGGUGCAGAUUUAAUACCGCUGACUUCUACGGGUCUGGCCUAUUCGUCUAAAAACAUACCCUACAACAGUUUGACAGCCAAUGCAAAUCCCUCUUUCAAUUCCCAUAAAACUGACUAUACGACCACUACGGCAGCUUCAUCAGCGGCCACCACACCAUCGUCAUCCUCCGUGUUUGAUAAUCUAACAAUAACCGCCGCCAUUCCAGCGUCCUCGGGAGCCUCCUCUAACACGGUAUUCGACUUGCAAAAGAAACGCAAAGAGCAUAAAAAACUCAAAAAACUUAAAGAAUUCAAAGAUGGCAAAAUCAAAAAGAAAAAAGACAAAAAGGAUAAAAAUAAAAGUAAAGAAAAGGCCGAUAAAUAUUUGCAAACACAGACACAAAGCUCGCCGGCUAAAGAAAAGGAACCACCCGUCAUAGAAAUCAUACCCAAUACAGUAACACCCAUGGUAGUGGCUCACAGCAGCAGCAGUAGCGGCACGGAAAAAGUAAAAGAUAAAGAUUUAAUAAAGAAGCUGAAAAAAGAGAAGAAAAAAGAGAAACAACGUACGGUUUUAGAUGAAAUGACAACACAGAAUCCCAGUAGCUUGCAGACAGCGGCUGUGGCCAACUAUUUACCCAAUAAAGAGGCUACUGCAACAAGUACUGCUCAUGCAAUGCUUUCAGUGGACGUUGAACCACCCAAAAAGCAAAAAUUAUCGCCGGCGUUAAUUCAUUCCUCUGCAUCUGGUAAUGAACACAAUAAUGAAGCGCCCAGCAGCAGUAGUACGGCAACACCCACAGCCUCCAUAGUACCGAAAUUAACUUUAAAAUUAGGCUCCACCCACUCACCAACACCGCCGCGAGACGAUGGUCAUAAAAAUAGCGCUGCAGCCUCCUUGGUAACUUCACAGUCUGCUGCUGUUGUACAGCAGCCACCACCACCACCACCAAUGGCAGCUUCAUCGCCCUCUCGAGAACAUCAACGAGAGCCCUCACCCGAAUUGGCGCGCAUUUCACCAUUAGUGACGAGACCACCCAAGCAUAAACUUAAUACAAGUGGUGAAUUGGCAACAAGUUCGUCUGCAACGUCCAACAGCAUUUCGGCAGCAAAUGCUAGUUCCCUGGAAAUAGGCGAUAGUAGUAAAACUAGCUCUUCAGCCAAUCCCAAUAUGAUAGUACCACCACCCAGCCCCUGGCUAUCCGGUGGCACCAUAUCAGCCAGUUCGGUUUUGUUGCCACAUCAACUUUUGCAAACAACUAAACAACAUGAUAUGACGACGGCGCCGGCAAGUGCUGCCCACAAUACAGAUACCGCCGCCAAGACAGCCAGCACAGACAGACAAAGUCCCCUGACCCUUAUAACGGAAACAAGUCGGCCCUCUUCCUAUAUCAUGAAGGACGCUGAGGGUAAUCGGGUAUGGAUUUGUCCAGCCUGCGGUAAAGUAGAUGAUGGUUCACCCAUGAUUGGUUGCGAUGGUUGUGAUGCCUGGUAUCAUUGGGUUUGUGUGGGCAUAUUUGUGGCUCCCAAAGACAAUGAAGACUGGUUUUGUCGUGUGUGUAUAACACGCAAAAAGGGCCUUCAUGGCUCCGAUAAGAAACGUAAACGCAAUAAGAAAAAAUAAUUGUUUAUUAAAAAAAUACCCCUCCCAAAAAAAAAAUAGUUUUUAAGAAGUUGUAAACUUGUUUUUCAAUAUAAAAAAUCGUUAAUAUACCCACAAGUAUAUACAAAAAAUCAUUUGUAUUAUAACUGCAAGAAAAUUUAAAUUAUAAAAAGCAAAAAGUUAUAAACGAUGAACAAAAAAUAUAUAAUUGAUUUUAUGAUCAUAAUAAAAUAAUA
Messenger RNA from Calliphora vicina (urban bluebottle blowfly), 6040 nucleotides. RefSeq names its product TBP-associated factor 3 (gene Taf3). Gene Ontology annotation, molecular function: transcription factor binding; p53 binding; protein heterodimerization activity. Bases 285 to 5825 code for a protein of 1846 amino acids. The record is from RefSeq and is a predicted model, not a curated record. The transcript is spliced from 8 exons. Lineage: Eukaryota; Metazoa; Arthropoda; Insecta; Diptera; Calliphoridae. Gene Ontology annotation, cellular component: transcription factor TFIID complex. Gene Ontology annotation, biological process: positive regulation of transcription by RNA polymerase II.